Tricharina praecox is the source of this 1083-nucleotide messenger RNA. RefSeq names its product protein-tyrosine phosphatase-like protein. NCBI's taxonomy places the organism in Eukaryota, Fungi, Ascomycota, Pezizomycetes, Pezizales, Pyronemataceae. The record is from RefSeq and is a predicted model, not a curated record. Gene Ontology annotation, biological process: protein dephosphorylation. Bases 1 to 1083 code for a protein of 360 amino acids. Gene Ontology annotation, molecular function: protein tyrosine phosphatase activity. The transcript is spliced from 4 exons.
AUGUCUCAUGCCUGGCGUCCCGGUCUCUCCACGAUAGUCGCUCCAGGCGGUGCUGGACGUAGCUCGCGCUCGAGGUCCCGCCGCCAGGAAAAGAACAUUCCCCAGUUUUUGACUCAGACCACCACCGAGAUACGACGCAAGUUCCACGAAGUCGAGAACCUCCAGAACGAACGUUUACACCAGAGCCUGCACAACCCCGAGGACACGCGAUGGAAGAUCGAUGAUUCGCACGAGGUGCGCAUGCGCAACCGGUACUCGAACGUCUCGCCUUGGGAGAGCAAUCGAGUUCGUCUCGACGUUCCUGAAGGACACUGCGACUACAUCAAUGCUUCCCCGAUCGUGCUUAAGAGUCGCAAGGAUGGGUCGGAGAAACGGUACAUCGCAACACAGGGACCUAAGGAAGCAAACUUAAGUCACUUUUGGCGGAUGAUCUGGCAGGAAACCACCGAUGUGGCGGUGAUCGUGAUGCUCACAAAGACCUUCGAGCUCGGACGGGAUAAAUGUUUCCAGUACUUUCCCGAUUCGGAUCCCGAGCCGUGGGUGAUCAAGGAUGAGGGCGAGUUCGACGACGGAUUCGAGGCGACCAUCACUCUGUUGGAGAAGAAGAAGGAUUUUCGGAGCUUGUGCACCGUAAGGAAGCUGCUCAUGAAGGUGGGAGAUAAGAGUAAGAUCGUCUGGCAUCUGCUCUUCAAGGGCUGGCCGGACUAUAACGUCCCCGAGGGCGAGGAUAAGAGUGCGCUGUUGGAGUUGAUCAAAUUGGCGAACGAGAAGAAUACCGGGCCAGAUAACCCCCUGAUCGUUCAUUGCAGUGCUGGCGUCGGACGCUCGGGCACAUUUAUCACGCUCGACCAUUUCAUCCGCGACAUCGAUGCCGGAGCCAUCCCCAUCACCGAACGCGAGGACCUCAUCUUCGAGACCGUGAACGAGUUGCGAGAGCAGCGGAUGUACAUGGUGCAGAGUGAGGUGCAGUUCCAGUUUAUCUACACUGCGCUCAAGGAGCGCUUUAUGCGGAGGGCGAAGUCGUCAUCACCACCCACGGUCCACGAGGAGUUGCGGGAAGAAGAGACACACCAUAGCGCAUAG